UACAUUAGAUAGCAAACUGUGUUAACUUAUGCAAUUUUUUUUUCUUUUCUAGUAUGCAUCUGAAGAGAAGCCAGUAUUUGCUAUGUGCAGUUUUGAGCAAGGUGUUUUUGCUGAUGUAGAGCCAAAAGUUAGAAAGUAUUGGUAUCUUGGUUUCCUAAAAGAUAAGUUUGUCUAUUUUAAGAAUUCAUUUAAAGAAAGGAAGCCUAUUCAAAAUAGUAAACUGGAAUAUGUAGCACCUUGCAGUGGCUGUUCCCAAUGUUAUGUUCCACCGAAAGUUAAAAACAAGUUGAAUGAAAACAGAUGGUGGAGUGCUUUUCUUCCUAGAAAUCCUCAUCCUCAAAUUUCAGAUUCAACUCCUAAUUACAGCUCUAUCAUAAAUGAAGACUGUGGUAAGCAUUUGGAACUUAAACCUUCAUAUAGCAAUAUUACUGCCUGUACUGCUGCUGUUAAUGAAACAAGAAUGAAUAUUGGUGGUUCACUCUGCAUUAAAGUCUACCCUAUCAGUUUGUCAACAAAGCAGUUUAUUUCUUAUGGUUUAAGGUAUCACAGAUCUAAGUUAUCUGAUGAUAGUAUAUCUACUGUUGUAAAAGCCAGAGAAUUAAUCAUUGAAUCUGCAGAGGAAGCAGAUUCUGAUGAUGUUGUGAAUGUCGAAAAAGGUUCUGAACAUACUGAGGAAUUUUAUUAUAUUGACAAUGAAAAGUAUAAAAGGGCAUCAUGUAGCAUAUCACUACUACCAAAACAAGUAACAUUAUAUGGCUAAUUUGUUAAAUUUUUUUUUUUUUUUUUUUUUUUUUUUUUUUU
Messenger RNA from Stegodyphus dumicola, 801 nucleotides. RefSeq names its product acylglycerol kinase-like protein Mulk (gene Mulk). Gene Ontology annotation, biological process: phosphorylation; sphingosine biosynthetic process; ceramide biosynthetic process. Gene Ontology annotation, cellular component: mitochondrion; cytoplasm; membrane. The record is from RefSeq and is a predicted model, not a curated record. Gene Ontology annotation, molecular function: ATP-dependent diacylglycerol kinase activity; acylglycerol kinase activity; ceramide kinase activity. Lineage: Eukaryota; Metazoa; Arthropoda; Arachnida; Araneae; Eresidae.